AUGUUUUGUUCAUCAAAUGAAACAUCAGCUAGUGGUGGAAUGAUUGUUUGGGCUGAAAAUGGUUUUACAUUAUGUUUUUUUGAUACUCUUACAACAUCGAUUUUAUUUGGUUUCAUAUUUAUUUUCGGCUUAAUCCAAUACAUUUAUUAUAAACGUUAUGGAUUUAAAAUUGAACGUGAAUAUGUUGAUGCAUCAGUUUUAUAUGUUAUUCAAGUUAUAUUAACAAUUCUCUUAGCAUGUGAACCAAUAUUAUUAUAUGCAACUGAAUCAACAGCGUUUGGAAAAACUAAAAUUCCAGGUUAUACAAUAUUUCGUUGUGUUCUUCGUACAAUUGCUUGGUUACUUGCACUAUUAAUACUUCGUGUUGAACGAAGUAAAAGAACACCAACAUCUCAAACACGUGGUCAUGGUCUAACAAUACUUACGUUUUGGUGUAUAUCUGUUUUAAUUGAACUAUUUACAAUAAUAUCUUAUCGUUCACCAUUAUGGUUCAUUCAACCAAUAGUUCGAGGUGGUUCACCAAUUGAAGAAAUUGAUAUAAUUCGUUUUACUUAUUGGAUAUUUCGAUUAAUUUCAACAAUAUUAAUAUUUUGUAUUGGUCUUCGUGCACCUGGUGUACCACAACGACGUUAUGCUGUUUUGUUAAAUCGUUCUCAUUCACAAAUUGAAGAAGAACGUGCGCAAGAAAAUGUUUGGGUUAAAUUUUUUCAACAUUUUAAAACUUUAGCGCCAUAUAUUUGGCCAAGUGGACAUUGGGGAUUACAAAUAAAUAUUUUUAUUUGCAUUUUAAUUGUUCUAGCUGGUCGAUUACUUUCAUUAGAAGUACCAAGAUAUACAAAAUUAAUUACUGAUGAAUUAAUUCAAUCGAGUAAUAGUACAACUGAUACAUUGUUAAAUCUUGGAGCUCGAUUACGUGCACUGCAUAGUUGGCCAUGGAGAUUAGUAACUAUUUUAAUGGUUUUUCGAUUUUUACAAGGCGCUGGUGUAUUUGAUGCUGGUGCAUUAGGAAUUCUUCGAACAACAUUAUGGACAAAAAUUGAACAAUAUACAACACGAUCAUUAAAACUUCGAGUAUUUUCACAUUUGCAUCAUUUAUCAUUAAGUUGGCAUUUAACACGAAAAACUGGUGAAGUACUACGUAUUGUUGAUCGUGGUACAGAUUCAGUUGAUUCAUUACUUACUUAUGUAUUAUUUAGCAUAUUUCCAACAAUAGCUGAUAUUAUUAUUGCUAUUAUCUAUUUUGUUGUACAAUUUAAUAUUUGGUUUGGUAUAAUUGUAUUUGCAACAAUGUUUGUUUAUCUUGUAUCGACAAUUGUUAUAACAGAAUGGCGUACAAAACGGCUUGUCCACAUUGCCAAAAUGUCACAGCGUUACGCUUGGACAAGCCGAAAAUUUAAAAAAGAAAUGAAUAAAUAUGAUAAUGCUAUGAGUGGAACUGCUGUUGAUUCAUUAUUGAAUUUUGAAACUGUGAAAUACUAUGGUGCAGAACAAUAUGAAGUUACACAAUAUCAGGAUGCUAUAGAAAAAUAUCAAAAAGCUGAAUGGAUAAAUCAAUUAACAUUACAAUUAUUAAAUAUUAGUCAAGCAGUUUUAAUUGGUAUUGGUCUAACAGUUGGUUCACUUUAUUGUGCUUGGCUUGUAAAUAUUAAACAUGAAUUAACUGUUGGUGAUUACGUUUUAUAUGGUACAUAUAUACUUCAAUUAUAUACACCAUUAAACUUUUUUGGUAUAUAUUAUCGUCUUAUUCAACAAGCAUUUAUUGAUAUGGAAAAUAUGCUUGAUUUACUUGAUAAUCAACCUACUAUUGUAGAUUCACCAUUUGCUAAAGAUCUUGUUAUUACUAAUGGAAUGAUUGAAUUUGAUGAUGUUUGUUUUCAUUAUCAAGCCGAGCGACCCAUUCUUAAAAAUAUAUCAUUUAGUAUUUUACCGGGACAAACUAUGGCCAUUGUUGGACCUUCGGGAGCAGGUUAUUAA
Rotaria sp. Silwood2 is the source of this 1974-nucleotide messenger RNA. Lineage: Eukaryota; Metazoa; Rotifera; Eurotatoria; Philodinida; Philodinidae. The record is from the annotation of a GenBank genome assembly.